AUGUCCGCCAUGUCGUUUCCUUCAACCACGCCGUUGCGGCCUGUACCGGGCGCGUUUCUGAACACACCAGCUGUGGCCUCGAGAUUUCAGUCCGGGUCUGAUCCAGUGCGGCGACAACUGUUUCCGACAUCGUCGAGCGCUCAAUCUGGUGGCCAGGGUGGAGGAAAUUUGGUGUCUGGUAACUCGAUACCUGCUUUGGUACCUGGCGGAUCGGUUAGAACUCAAGAAUCCAGCGAGACUUUGACAACCGUGAGCGACUCUAGCGACUCGGGUUUCGUUGCUGCCAAUCCGCUGCCAGCUCCGCGUGUCGAGAAUGUUCCUCCCAUCUUAAAGGCCGCAAAGGCCAUCAACUCAUUUUUGCAGAUGGAUGAAAGCUUUCCUGAUUUGGAUUCUUAUUGCAGGCAGGGCGCUUCCUCCGAUUACGAACUUCCAGGGCGAGACUCACCAUGGGCUCCGUUCCACAAGACGCAAAUGUAUCCGAUUCCCAACCGAGUGUUCGAUCAUUACAACGCGGGAGAGCUGCAGACCUUGAUGGGUUUGUUUGCAGAGAUUAAUCACGCCUGGGUGGUCAUUGACAACUCCCUCUAUCUUUGGGACUACACGCACCCAGAUCCCGAACUGAUUGGAUACGAGGAGCAAUCGCACACCAUCCACGCGGUUUCUUUGGUGCCGCCCAAACCUGGCAUCUUCGUCAAGACUAUUACACACAUCUUGGUCGUGGCCACUUCAUCCGAGAUGAUCAUACUCGGUCUCUCAGCCUCGGACACGGCUGCGGGAACCAAGUCGGUUGCUUUGUAUCAGACAAAGAUGAACCUACCUCUGCGCGGCAACGACGUUCGUGUCAUUUCCGGUUCCGCAGAUGGGCGCAUUUUCUUUGGUGGAAGCAGCGACGUUGAUAUCAAUGAGCUGUACUAUCAAUCAGAAGAGAAGUGGUUCUCAAACCGAUGCGGACGAAUCAAUCACACUAAUCCUGGCUGGUCGUCUGUCAUCUCCUUACAAUAUGGGUUCUGGUCUCACAAGGACCAGGAGCAUUUGGUGGACAUUGUCGUUGAUGACUCCAGAAAGCUGGUCUACACCUUGUCGAGCAACUCAACCAUCAGGACAUAUCAUAUGGACGGCCCUGACCGAUUGAACAAGGUCAUCGAGAAGGACAAGCUUCACUGUCUGCGUGACAUUGCCCACAUGAUUACGCAGUCCAAGUUGCUGACGGACAAGCUGAAAAUUGUUUCCAUAAGCCCGAUAUCAAAACAGGAAGCGUCCAAGCUCCACCUCAUGGCGCUUACGGAUUCCGGAUGUCGACUUUUCUUCAGCGCUACCAACGCAUCAUCGUAUCUUUACGGCUCUCAGUCGAAUCUGGCCCCGCAGAGCAUGCAGGUUCAAUUCAUUAAAUUCCCUCCGAGCCAGAAUGCAAGACGAUCAAGGCAAUCCGCCCCCUCCGACCCACCGGGGGAGUCAGUCGUUGACUUGGAGUCCACCAUGCUGCUCCCCAGUCGGCACGGCGUCAGAUUUGCCCCUGGGUUCUUCCUGGAUUUUGUCGGCAGUGGCAACGACGCAAAUGCUGAUACCCUCUUCGUAUCUGGACCCGAGACGGGGCGAAUCAAGCGUGUAUCGCCCACAGCGCCGUUACGUUAUUUCGAACAAGCAAGCUGGAUCGACAUCGGCAGCCGCGCGGAAGCUGUCGGACUCGUCACCAAGCCCUUCGCUGCCGCUUCGCAACCCUUGGGAUUCGGCAACGAAUUGGCCGUUCAGUUUGAUGAGCCACUCAGCGAGUUUGCGGUUCUGACUAACACGGGCAUUCACAUCAUCCGUCGCCGCAGAUUGGUUGAUACCUUUGCUGCGGCUAUUCGAGACGCCCCAGGCGACGAGGCUCUGGAUAUCAUGACUCGCCGGCUGAUCCAGUUGUACGGCCGAGUCGAGACCGUUUCCACAGCCUUGGCGGUUGCUUGCGGUCGCGGAGGAGAUUCGAGGCCGGGUGCAGCACGAGCCAUUGACCAAAGCACGCAAGACAGGGCUAGAGCAUUGUUUGUAGACUUUGGAGGUCAACCGACCAUUGCAGAGACUGACGGAACGUCGUUGACCACCGACUCGGUCAAACUUUCCUCCAGACACGAUGCUCUCGCCCUCUACCUCUCGCGUCUAAUCCGAAAGCUUUGGAAAGCCCCGGUGAUAAGCUCGAGCGUGGCGCCUGCUGGUGGCGUUGUCAUCGUCUCGGCCAUUCCCUUGGGCAAGCUUGGGGGGAUCCAGGAGAAUCUGGAGAGUCUGCGGAGGUUUAUCGAAGCCAACCGCGGCCUCAUCCAGGGCAUGUCUGGACCAUCGGACCUGCAAAGGGUUUCGACUCGCCAGGAAGAGGUGGCUUUGCAGGCCGAGCACCAGGCUCUACAUGCUUUGCAGAAGCUCAUGGAGAGCAUCUCGGAAGGUAUAUCUUUUGUGCUUAUGCUUUUUGACGAACGCGUGACGGAUAUUUUCGCACGACUGGACGACACGUCACGGCAGCAGCUCAGGGAGCUCACCUAUGAGAAGCUAUUUUCGCAAAGCGACGGAAAGGAUCUGGCCAAGCUGCUUGUCAAGGCCAUUGUCAACAGGAAUAUAGAGAGCGGGUCCAAUGUCGAGACGGUGGCCGAUGCUUUGCGUCGACGAUGCGGAAGCUUCUGCAGCCCCGACGACGUGGUCAUUUUCAAAGCGCAGGAGCAGCUCAAGAGAGCCUCGGAACAAGCUCCGAACACGAACCAAUUCAGAAGCCUUCUGCACGAAAGUCUCAAGUUGUUCGAAAAGGUUGCCGGCAGUCUCACCUUUGCCAAUCUCCAAGCUGCAGUGACGCAGUACGUCGACAUGAAGUACUUUGCCGGAGCCAUACAGCUAUGCCUGGUUGUGGCUCGCGAGAAGGAUCGCGGCAACAUGGCGCUGAUCUGGGUCAAUGACGGCAAGCCCCCUGCCGAUCCUCGCGCAAAAGCGUUCCAGGACCGAAAGAGAUGCUACGACCUGAUUCACGAUGUGCUCCGCCACCUGGACGCCGAGUCAAGCACGGAGCCCGAGAUGAUUGACGGCAAGCUCACUCUCAUUGCCACCAAGAGAUUGGAGGCCUACAACGUGGUGAACGGAUCGGACGAUGAGGUGUUCCACUUUGGCCUGUACGAGUGGUACAUUGAGCAAGGGUGGACGGACCGCAUCUUGGCGAUUGAUUCUCCGCACGUCAUCACCUUCCUGCAGCGUUUGGCGGGCACAGAUGUUAAGCAUGCCGACCUCUUGUGCCGCUUCUACACCAACAGAAGCCGUUUCUUUGAUGCUGCGGAAGUUCAAGCGCAGCUGGCCGAGUCCGACUUUCCCAUUGGCAUCAAGGACCGCAUCCGACUGCUCAGUCUUGCCAAGGCCAAUGCGAACGUGACUACUGUUGGCAUAAGCCGGCAGCAGCAGCAGCAGCUCAACCAUCAAGUGACUGAUAUGCUGGACAUUGCCAAUAUCCAAGACGACUUGCUGGAUCGCCUCAAGAUGGACGAUAGAAUCGACCUAGAGCGAAAAGCCGACAUUGAGCAGGCUCUCGACGGCAAGGUCCAGACUCUUUCAGAUCUCUUUAACCAAUAUGCUGAUCAAGCCGGCUACUAUGACUUGUGCCUGCUCAUCUAUCACACCGCCAACUACCGAAAUCCCACAACCAUUGCAACGACUUGGAUCAACCUAAUACAACAGGCACACGACGAAGUCAUGGCCAGGCUGGAGAAUCCAGAACCAGGCAUGCCAACCCCGCCGUUGCCGUACGAAGCGGUUUCGAGCAGAAUCCAAAACAUUGCACACCACACCUCCCUCGACAGCUUCGUGUUUCCCAUUCAGACGCUUCUUCCCGAGCUGUGCCGCUACGCAGCUGCGUACCAACAAGACGCCACCAUAGGAGCAGACCCAACAUGGCCGGUACAGCUGUUUCUCGCUCUCGGAGUGUCCCACGACAUGAUUGUACGGGUGUUGGAGAACAUUUUCGACACGCAGGACUACGGCUUCAGCGGCAUGGUGCGCAAUCGCAUCAUCGAGCUUAUCGUCUACGUGGUGCAGGACUGGGUAGCCGAGAUCCGGCGUCGCGGAGGCGUCGGCAAGGGCGGGUCCAUAGGCCCAUCGGUCGGGGAAUUGCUAUCACGAUGCGAGGCUGCUUUGCCGCCCCCAGGCCAGGGCCAUAACAAUGGAGGGACAGACUUGGCAGAUAUCAGACGGAUGCUCAGAAUGCUGAGGAGAGAAGUGGUGGGGUUGGUUGAGAGCGCCCCUACGGGGGGAAGCCGGCUGUUCGUGUGA
This is a messenger RNA of Ustilaginoidea virens, 4275 nucleotides long. RefSeq lists its product as uncharacterized. Gene Ontology annotation, cellular component: nuclear pore; nuclear pore inner ring. Gene Ontology annotation, molecular function: structural constituent of nuclear pore. Gene Ontology annotation, biological process: protein import into nucleus; transcription-dependent tethering of RNA polymerase II gene DNA at nuclear periphery; protein localization to nuclear inner membrane. The transcript is spliced from 3 exons. The coding region runs from base 1 to 4275 and encodes 1424 amino acids. The record is from RefSeq and is a predicted model, not a curated record. Lineage: Eukaryota; Fungi; Ascomycota; Sordariomycetes; Hypocreales; Clavicipitaceae.